AUAAUAACCCCAAUCACAUAUUACUACCAAAAUUCAUCACAAAAAUCCCAAAAAUUACUAUAAUUAGAUUACUAAAAAUGGAUGAAUCAUGGCGGAAGAGGAUGGGAAUCUCGGCCACCGGUUCGACAUCGAGAGAUAGAGCUCUUGAACCGCAAGAUUUCUACGACGUUUUUGGGGGCCCACCGAGAAGUUUACUAUCAAGGAAACUAUCGGCUGAUUUCUCCGGUAACGAUUGGUUUUAUAAUGAGAUAUUUAAGGAACCGGAAUCUGAAUCUCCGGUAAUAAUAUCCGGUCGCAGGUUACCAGGCUAUGUUAUUCCUGAUAGAAGAAAGUCAAAGAGUAGACAUACAAAGUCAAAGUCAAUGUCAAUAUCAAGGUCAAAGUCAACGUGUUCUUCAGUGAUGAGCUUUGAUGAGUUAAAUGAACUUAAUGAUUUUGGGUCAGCUAUUGUUAUUGGGGAUAAUGAAGAUGUUGCUCUUUCUUCUUUCACUUCAAGGCUUAGGCCAAUCAAUGUACCAAGUAGAUGGACAACACCAUCCAUUUCAGAGAUGCCCAAAUCUGAUCAAAAUAAACAUGAAUUCCCUUCAUUUGAAUUGAUACCAAAUGAAUGUGAUGAGUAUAUGAAUACAAUACAAAGUUUCAAUUAUGGUUACCCCCAAAGUGGGAAGUUUAUAAAGGGACAAGAUGAAAUGCAAGUAUCCCCAUCUUCCCCUUCGAAUGUACACUUAAAAAAUGAUCAUAAUAUUGAAGCAAACAAUAACCAUGAAGAUAUAGAUAUUGGUGAAGCAAUUGCUUGGGCUAAAGAGAAGUUUCAUGGUUGGAGCUCACAUAAUAAUGCACAAGAAUGUUGAGAAAUGGAUUGUAUUUCAGUUGAAAUAUGUAUCACUUUCUUUGGAUUAGAUCUUAAAUUCAUUUUCGCUGCCUCAUUCUUUUCCCUUGGUCUACCAUGUAUUAUAAAAAAAUGCACAAGAAAGUUUAUUAAAUAAAUAAGAGAGUUGUUUUUUUCAAUGAAAUUCAUGGGCAAAAUGAUUUUUUGACUAUAUGUUGGGUUUGGAGGAGGUUAUGUUUGGGUGAU
Amaranthus tricolor (Joseph's coat) is the source of this 1075-nucleotide messenger RNA. RefSeq lists its product as uncharacterized. The record is from RefSeq and is a predicted model, not a curated record. Lineage: Eukaryota; Viridiplantae; Streptophyta; Magnoliopsida; Caryophyllales; Amaranthaceae. The transcript has 2 exons. Bases 78 to 851 code for a protein of 257 amino acids.